Klebsormidium nitens is the source of this 1632-nucleotide messenger RNA. The record is from the annotation of a GenBank genome assembly. Lineage: Eukaryota; Viridiplantae; Streptophyta; Klebsormidiophyceae; Klebsormidiales; Klebsormidiaceae.
GAAGAAUAUAUAAUGGGUUGUUGAGAAUAUCGCAUCAAGCAAACAAGGCUUUUGAGGCCACCAGGAAACUUUCAGCAACAGUGGUCCUCCAGUGGUCAGUCGAAAUUGAUACGCUGCACAACAGUCUGCGUGUUGUUCGAUCGAGCCUUCCGAGCCCGAGCUGUCAUUUAGUCAUACUACACUGCUAGCAUCGCCACUAGCAAGGCCAGCUCAAGGUGAGCAACAAUCUGGUAGAUCCGCAAAUGCGGACUCGAGCUCUACGGAGUCUGUAGAUGGAGCUUCAGACCUAUGAAGUCAUUUCCUGACACUCACCACGAUGCGCGGUACUAUUUUCCAUGCUCCUCAUCUGAAUUCAACGACCAUCAAAAUCUGAGGCAACCAUCAAUCAGUGCCCCUAUCUGCGCCUAGUGUGCUGUUUAAUUCCAAGCGGCUUGGCUGCUCAGCAUCAUGGUUGAUGCUGCUUGGCUGCCACCGGCGGUGCGCAGAGAGGCCACACAACGCCUUCUUCUGCUCUGCGUCAUCACGGCUGUUGUUUUAGGGGGUCCUCUGCUGGUCACCAGUGGCGGCUGUCAGCUGGGGAGUCUUGCGAGCUUUCGAAUCGCACAGAUCGUCUUGGAGUCGAGUAACAGCGCUCCCGUCACUCCCAGCGGUCUGAGUCAACCAGAAGAGACACGAACUCACGCUUUAGCACUUCUGCGGGCGCAGUCCUGGGGCUCCGCCUUCCACCAAGCAAAGCUGCUGGAGACAGUUGGUUAUAUGGGCGAGGAGGAGCGGCCCACUGGGCUUUGCUACGAAAACCGAUCCAUGGCGGAUUUCACCAUCCAAGCGGAAGAUUUAAGAGCACAGAAUGUCAGCACCUUUGUGCCCCUCUACUUCAACAUUCAGGAAGCGAAGGCCCCCUCUCCCGGCAAACGUGGGCUUGGAGGCAAAUACUUCUAUAUCAGUGUGGAAGGGAGGCCUUGGGCAGAUCCUGGCACGGUGGUGCGCCUGCCACAGCCCCUUGUUUGGGAUCACAGCAAUGGAUCUUACACGGUUGCCUUUGAAGUCUAUGACGAGGACGUCACGUACAAUAUCACUGUUUCUCUGUGGCAUGCGGGGUAUGCGGGGUACCUGGGGAAUCUGAGGGAUUUCCACUGGGGCGACUGCUGCCCAGCGCUGCCGCAGAUGACAUUCCUAGAGUCCUUCACCUUUUCUACCAGAAUUAUGAGGCCUGACCAAGCCAACGCAACAACAGCGCCGAAUCACGGACAAAGCCGGGGUCGGUGGUUGAACGAUUAUUGGGAGCCUGCCGACUGCCCCUACACGCAGUUUAGUAAUGAAAGCCUGAGGCAAUGUGCGGAAAGAAACGGGCCUUUUCACAUUACGUUAGUGGGAGAUUCGUUGAUGCGGGGGCUCUUCUUUGAUACGCGGGAGAUCUUGUCCGGCAAGCGGCCGGACCAAAGCCAGGCGGGGCACCAUGACGAGGAACCGGUGGAAGAGGCGCCCGGCUUCACACUUGAAUUCAAGUGGACUCCACACUCGGCAGCUCUGCACCCGCGAUUACAGAAUGGGGACUUUUUCAGUAACACCUCGUCCGUCCUUGUAUUCAACACACUGCAAUGGGACCUUGCGAGACCCUCGCCGAGUGGAUGA